CUCUCUCUCUCUCUCUCUCUCUCUCUCUCGAUCACUUUGCAACAAUCAAAACUUUUUGGGCGGGAAUUCGGAUACCCAAUACCAAUACCCAAUCCCAUUCCCUUUCGUUUCGAUUUGUAUCUUUGGUUGGGUGCGAUAGAAAGCCGUAGCUAAGGAAGGACGAGAUCUGGCUUCUUGAUACCGUGAUACAUAUGCAGUGAUCAUGCAAAGGACAUUCAGAGUGCGAUAGAGAAGAUGGAACCUGAACGUUUGAAAUUUGGAGGUCCAAGAGAGUUGUGUGGUUCUGUGGAUCUUAUAUCUCAAUAUAAACUAGUGCAACAUCAUGAAUUCUUUUGCAAGAAAUCCCUUCCCGUCUCUCUUUCAGAUUCCCAUUAUCUUCAUAACGUGGUUGGGGACACAGAGAUCAGAAAAGGAGAUGGAAUGGAAUUAGGUCAGCUUAUUCAGAACAUGUCCCAGAGCCGGGAGACCAAAGUUCGCAUCCAACCUUUUGAUAUAGAUGAGCUUAAGGAGGCUUUCCAGCUAAAUGAUAUGACUCCUGUUGAAUUGCCUCCAGCAGAGAAGGGAGCUCCUACAAUUCCGCCUAAGUCAAAAAGUGAGUCGAAAGAUAAGGACAGGAAACAUAAGAAACACAAGGACAGGGAUAAGGACAAAGAUAGAGAGCAUAAGAAGCACAAGCACAAGCAUAGAGAUAGGAGCAAAGAUAAAGACAAGGAUCGAGAGAGAAAGAAGGACAAAAAUGGCCAUCAUGAGUCGGGUGAUCAUUCUAAGAAACAUCAUGAUAAGAAAAGGAAACACGAUGGAGAUGAAGAUCUUAAUGACGUUCAGAGGCACAAAAAAAACAAGCAUAAAAGCUCAAAGCUUGAUGAGAUGGGUGCAAUAAGGGUUGCUGGCUAAUAAAGUUGUAAACAAUCCAAUUUUGUAUUCUUCACUCAAGUAGGUGUCAUGGAGACGUUUAGAAGCACUUUUCAACUCACUGUAGACAGCUUAUUAGGUUAAAAUCCCAAAAUGAUGAAUUCACUCCUUGAAGAAGAAUGGGGAAGUUUGUGAUGAUGAUGAAGAAGAAGAAUUAGUAUCGUAAUUGUUUUGAUUGGUGUCAAAAUGUAACAUUUUGGUCUUGUCUUCUAUAUCUUUUCUGUCUAUAAAAGCAAUACUCAUAAUGUUACUAUUCAAUAUUCAUGUAUAAUAAUUUGUUCCCUUA
Capsella rubella is the source of this 1198-nucleotide messenger RNA. Its product is annotated as mediator of RNA polymerase II transcription subunit 19a. Gene Ontology annotation, molecular function: transcription factor binding; transcription coregulator activity. The record is from RefSeq and is a predicted model, not a curated record. Gene Ontology annotation, cellular component: mediator complex. Gene Ontology annotation, biological process: positive regulation of transcription by RNA polymerase II. Bases 235 to 894 code for a protein of 219 amino acids. The transcript is spliced from 7 exons. NCBI's taxonomy places the organism in Eukaryota, Viridiplantae, Streptophyta, Magnoliopsida, Brassicales, Brassicaceae.